Symbiodinium sp. CCMP2456 is the source of this 441-nucleotide messenger RNA. The record is from the annotation of a GenBank genome assembly. Lineage: Eukaryota; Dinophyceae; Suessiales; Symbiodiniaceae.
AUGCUCCGUCGUGCUGCGCAGGUUGGGGCUCGCGCCUUCACCCGCGCCUCCUCCACGGCCGUGGUCUCCUCAAACCAGGAGUCGUUUGCGCAGAAGGCUUGGCGUUGGGUGGACGUCACAGGUUACUACACCAAGUGGCACUCUCGCCGCGCCUGGAUCCUCGACCAGGAGCCCAUCGCCCGUGCUGCAUCGAUCUUGGUCACCGAGUACGAGAGGAAGCUGCUUCUGUGGCUGACGUGGGUGAACUUCUUCUACAUCCCGAUCAGCGUGUGGUAUUGGUACGGCCAGUUCACCCACCUGGCCUCGAAGCCACCGGUGCCUCUGAUGCCGGAGUACCAGUAUAUGAACGGCCGCAAGCGCGACUUCUCCCACGUGGGCGGCCGCUGGAACGACUGCAAGGUGUACUGGCGGUACGUACUGGUUACUGGUGCUUGCACUUGA